ACUCAGUCGGGGAACAGCUGUGUUGGGUAAACAGAGGACGGGCCAGCGGCAGAUCUUGGAAGAAUGACAUGGCCUUUCAGAUGAUUCCCCCAAGACUGUCAUCCUCCCCCCCACCCCUGGACUCUCUCCCAUCUGUGGCCUGUCCAGGAGUGGAUGAGGAUGAUGAGUUCGACCAUUUUUCCUCUCACAAUGCCUCCUUUGACAUCACAGUUGCUCAAGCCAGACUGCGGGCUCCUUGUACUGCGGACAAAGCCUCUUCUCUACGCUUGCCUUCCACAGGUUCACAGCAGAGGGCAUUGGGUCUAUCGGACAAGCUUCCACCCACACCUGAGUCCAGCCCAUCCAAGUUUCCGGGACUACGUCUAGGAUCUGCCAUAGACAAAGGCUUGUCAGAGGGACUGGAGGGAACCCUGGAGGACAGCAUCAGCCAGGACUCAGGAGUGGAUAGCUCAAACCAUCCCCAUGAGUUUUCCCCACAGCCUCAGGGGGAUGAGCACCCUUGCUCCCGGGAGGACCUAAUCAGUGGUGAUGUGCGAGCAGACAGGGAGUAUUCAGAUAAUGAACAAAAUGGUGUGGAUGACUUUGGAGACUUCCAAGGAGGGGGUGUUGCUGGUGUUGAGACAUCAGGUGCCAAGGAGUGCUUGGAUGGCUUUUCAGGCACCAUCAGUCAGGACAAGAUUGAUGGUCAAAUAUCUAGUCAACUGCUUUCCCAGGAGUCUGAAAACUCCAAGUGUGAGGAGAGUAAUCCAGUCAGACAUAGGACAAAUUGCUCUCCUCCACCCUUAGAGUGUGUAGCAGAGAGCACAGUAGUGGAAGAUGGCUUUCCUUCUAGUUUCGUCCCUCCAAAUGAUGCUGCUGACUUUGGGGAUUUUGCCUCACAUGAAGCCACUUUUGACCCAAGCAGUGACACUCAUCACCUCAAUGACACAAGUCUUCACUCUCAUGAUCUGCAGCCAGGUGCCAAAGCCACUGUGCUGGAAAGUGAUAAUGGAGAGAUAGCAUCUUCAGAUGCUCAACAAGUUAGUUACGCUGAAAGAUUGCAAGAUACUAGUCCAGAGGAGGAGGAUUUAGUAUGCAAACCAGACAGGGAUGCAAGAAGUGGGGUAAAAGGUGUCAGUGAUUGUGAGCAUCUGGGAGAGAAUUUUGCCUCCCCACCCAAAGAAACUCUAUCUCCUCUGUCUGAUGAGAGGACUGAGCGGGGGGCAGCAGAUGGGAUGGCUACCUCUUCAAGGGAUGUUGGGGAAAGCUCUGGGGAAUCAACAACUCGUGUGUCAGAUAGGGGUAUUGGUGAAGCAAGAACAGAAGACACUGCAAGACUAGAGAACAUCAGUCCCUCACCCAGUGGUAUUGAGAGUGCAGUGUUGGAAAGUGAAUGGCCAGUAGAGGGAAGUGACAGAAUGGGGGAAGGAAGUGAACAGGAAGUAGAACCCUCCAAUGAUGCUGAUGCCACAGAGCAUUUUGGUGUUGUGUGUGGGAGUGAUGAGGAAUCCAAUUUUGGGGACUUUAACCAAGCCAGUGGUGAUGAGGAUGACUUAGACUUUGCUGAUUUGAGAAAACAGGUCGAGAGCAGUAGUUUUGAAGACUUUGGUGACUUCAGCUCUGGGUUUGCAGAAAAUAAUGAUGGUGGUGUUGGCAGUGCUGAAAGAAGUGGUAAUGACAAAAACACUGAGAACAAAGCUGAGUUUGAUGACUUUGGUGACUUCACAGCCUCUGCAGACACUGAGGACAAGGCUGAAUUUGGUGAUUUUGGUGACUUUACGGCCUCUGCAGACACUGAGGAGAAGGCUGAGUUUGGUGAUUUUGGUGACUUCACAGCCUCUGCAGACACUGAGGAUAAAGCUGAGUUUGGUGAUUUUGGUGACUUUGAGGGACACACAAAGGAAAGGGAAGUGGAUGAUAAUGUUCCACAAGAUUUUGAAGAUGACUUUGGUGACUUCAGUGCCCCAAAGAGCAGUGAGGAACUCCAAGGGUCCACCACUGGAGGUGUAGUUGAGGAGGCACAGUUCCCUCCUUCAGAUGAUGGAGUUGAGAAGAAAAGUCUUGUCCUUCAGAAGCUGGAGAGUCUUGUUGCUAAAUGGAUACCUAGUGCACCCAUGCCACCUCAGGAGGAGAGUUGCCCUGUGCCUCUGCUGCACCAGGCCAUCGAGAGCGAUGCCUUUGUGUGGCGACAACUGGAGAACCUAGAGUCUAGUGCUGCCCUGAGACUCUCCUGGAGCAGCACACAGGCUCACACCUACUUCCUUUCCUCAGUGAAUGUAGACGCUCGCAACAUUGUGAGUAAGGCAGCCAUGAUCACGCUGUUUGGGCAGAAGUGGAGCUCCUCAGUCCCACUUUUUGCUCAGACCCUCAGCUUCUCCCCACUUACCCCAGCCAAGUCCACUGAGGGUGGGGGAACAGGAGGGUCUGCAGGAGUGGCCCUUUCAGCAGCCACCAAAGAGCUUCCUCCAGAUACUUCAGCUACUGCGACAAUCAAACAUGGACAGCACAAGAAAAAGUUUGUACAUGAUCCCUCCUCUACUCAUAGGGCAGACAAAGGCUCAGAGGAGCAGAUUCCUCCAGCGAAAUUUGAUUGGACAUCUAGCGGCCUGACCAACCCACUGGAGGGCCCGGCCUAUAGCUCAUCCUUAUUUGGCUUGGAUCUCCUCUUAGCGAACACUAAAAUUGGUAAAGGGGCGACUAAUGCUCUACUCGCAAGCCUUGAGCAGGAGUUCCUCAGUGAAGGUGGAGAGAAAGCGUCAAAUGGGCGAGUAGUCAAGAGUCCACCAACCCCCUCACCCCUUGUGCAGCAGAUCCUGGGUGGAGGGAUGAGUAAAGUACCCACGCCUGCCACGCCCCUGCAGUCCCUGGCCCCUGAGGUCCUCCUCUUGGUCCUUUCUUCAUGACGCUGUUUGCAAAAGUAAGGGCUGUUCUGCCUUGUGCUACUGUCACUCAAAUUAUGGAUUUGCUGCUACAGUUAAUUGGAAGGAGGAAGCCGUUGUGCAUACGAUCCUGGCUUCAAAGAUGGGAGGACAGGAGUGUUUACCCAAACCAACAACUCGCUCCCAGUUGGCCGUACAGGCAACCGUGGUUGCUCCUUGCUCCAACGGUUGGAGGAAAAUGCCCAGUGUGACACCGCCUUUGUCCACUUUCCACACUCGCAGAGGUAGCACCGAACGCUCGUGACCGCAUACGGUUGUGCUCUAGUGUGCGAUCUUUGUGUUUUCAGCACUAUAUUAUUUAUAUAUUAUGCUAUAUUAUUAUACUAUAUUAUAUAAAUAUUAAGUAUCUAUCAUUGUUUGUUGUUUGUAAAAUUACUUUCAUUUUCUAUAAAAUAACAUGUAAAAUGAUUAUUAUGUUAAUAUUUUUUUGGGAUAUGGGGUGCAUUAAUGGGAUUCCCAUUAAUUUCAAUGGAGAAAUUUGUUUUGGUUUGUGAGUGUUUUGAUUUGCAAGCGAAAUUCCAGAACAAAUUAAACUUGUAAACCGAGGUAUGACCAUAUAUAUAUAUAUAUAUAUAU
This is a messenger RNA of Eriocheir sinensis (Chinese mitten crab), 3494 nucleotides long. RefSeq names its product aftiphilin-like. Gene Ontology annotation, biological process: intracellular transport. Bases 69 to 2882 code for a protein of 937 amino acids. NCBI's taxonomy places the organism in Eukaryota, Metazoa, Arthropoda, Malacostraca, Decapoda, Varunidae. Gene Ontology annotation, molecular function: clathrin binding. The record is from RefSeq and is a predicted model, not a curated record. Gene Ontology annotation, cellular component: trans-Golgi network membrane; AP-1 adaptor complex. The transcript is spliced from 10 exons.